AUGGCAGAUCAGGCAUGCGACCGUGCCGACAACGCCUUCGGACCCAAAGUUCGGGGGUGUCGCGAUGAGACGGAUUUCACCCUAUUCUUUGAGCAAUCUUUCUUCUCAUUACUUCCCUCUAUAUGCUUCUUGGUGUGUUCUCUGUACCGAUAUUUGAAGCUUGUCAAAAAGGAAAGGGUACUCAAGUCCUCACUGGACGGACUAAUGUUUGCAAAAUUGACAGCGAUAGCCACUCUCGGAUGCCUGCAAGUAGCGUUGAUCGUUCUUUAUGCCUUACCUGGCGGCGAGUUGACGAGAGUUUCUAUCGCAUCCGGUGUGCUCGGCUUCCUGGCCACACUGACCCUGGCUGUUAUGUCCUACCAAGAACAUCAUCGUUCAAUUCGUCCAUCUAUUUUGUUGGGUGUAUAUCUUACCAUUAGUACUCUUUUAGAUGGCAGUCAAGCGCGGACCUUAUGGCUGAGAGGAAAUCAUCGACCAAUCGCGAUUGUAUUCUUUGCAAUGGUUGUUCUUAAACUGAUCACACUAGUAAUUGAGUCUAUUCAAAAACGUCAUCUGCUGAGAGGUCCUUACUCUCAUUACCCCUCGGACGCUCUAGGAAGCAUGUACAAUCGAGGUGUGUUCUGGUGGUUGAAUUCGCUUCUCCUCCAGGGCUCUUCCCACCUUUUUCAGCAAGGGGACCUUCCGCCACUGGAUCCAAAAUUGGCAUCGGAAACUGUCGGCUAUCAAAUGGAAUCUGCCUGGCAAGGAUGUUCGAAAACUUCAAGGUAUAGCCUUGCGUGGGUAGCAUUGAGGGUCGCUUGUAGACCUCUACUCUGUGUUAUAUGUCCCCGAAUCUGUUUAAUUGGCUUCAACAUCGCACAGCCACUUCUGAUUUACCGGGUGAUUUCAUUCCUGGACGAUCCAACGAAUGACCAAACCCGCUUCAUUGGUCGGGCAUUAAUAGGUGCUGCUCUUUUGGUAUACUCAGGAAUUGCACUUUCUACGGCAAGCUACCAGCAUCAAAUCUAUCGAUACAUCACCCUAAUUCGUGGGGGCCUUCUUAGCCUGAUAUACAACCAGACGCUUCGUCUUUCAGCAGGUACGCUGACUGAUCACUCCGCAGCUACUCUGAUGAGUGAGGACUUUGAUCGAAUUGCAGUAGGCUUUGAACACUCAGACGUAGUAUGGGCUUCACCCAUUGAGGUGGCCUUGGCAAUCUAUAUCUUGUACCGGGAAAUCGGGCUCGCUUGCUUUGCGCCUGUGAUUAUUGUGGUUGGAUGCGCUGGAUCUGCCUAUAGUUUGUCAAAACGGGCAAAGGUCGCACAACAACACUGGAUGAACGCUUUACAGGAUAGAAUUAGUUCGACAUCUUUUUUUCUCAGCAACAUCAAAGGGAUUCGCAUAUCUGGCCUCUCAGAACCAUCAUCUACCAAAAUUGAUAAUCUGCGUAUCCACGAGUUGAACAAAUCUAAAAGGUUUCGGCAGAAUGCUACCACCAGAAUGACCAUCGGUGUCCUUCCGGAGACAAUCGGGCCUGCUGCAGCUUUCAUUGUCUAUGUUCUUAUCGCUAGGCGCUCCGGUCAAGGCAUACUCGAUCCGGCGAAAGCUUUCUCGGCCUUAUCUCUUGUCAGUCUACUCAGCAAGCCUAUACUGAAUUUCUUGUACGCUUUCCCCAUACUCGUCGCUUCCUUGAGCUCCUAUGACCGGAUCCAGAAUUAUCUCUUGAUGAACCAGGGGAGGCUGAAUUCUGCCUUAGCUUCUUUGGAACAAUCGAAGCCACGGGAGAGAGAUCUGUACCCAGUAAAGGUCCCAGUUUUAGACACUGUGCAGCUCCAGACACUGGACCAGCCAGACCGGCGCAAGCCGUCUAAUUCUUUAAUCAAGAUCAACAACGCUUCAUUUUCCUUUAAGACAGAUGAUAAACCCACAUUUCAAGGGGUCUCUAUAAACAUCAAACGAGACAGUGCUUAUAUUCUCAUUGGACCGGUCGGAAGUGGCAAGAGCGCGUUCUUGCUGGCGCUACUUGGAGAGCUCAAGCUGACAGAGGGAACAAUGCUCAAGGCACCAGAAUGCGGAAUUGCUUACUGCUCCCAAGAGCCAUGGCUACCAAACCUUUCUAUCCGCAGUAUCAUUCAAGGUCCUUCAGACUUCGAUGAAAUCUGGUAUGCAGAGGUGAUCAAUGUAUGCUGUCUUGAAACGGAUAUUGCCAGUCUCCCACAGCAAGACAUGACUGUGAUUGGAAUUAAAGGUAUGCGUCUAAGUGGAGGUCAAAGACGACGUAUCAGCCUCGCAAGAGCUGUCUACUCACGGAAACAGCUUCUUCUGUUGGAUGACAUCACCAGUGGGCUUGAUACGGUGACAGAGAACCUGGUCAUCCAAAGGCUGUUGGGACAGAAAGGUAUAUGUCGGAAGUAUGGCUUAACUGUAGUUCUUGCAACGCACAAAGUACAUUUCAAACACAUGGUUGACACUAUUAUCGAGGUUAAUCCAGACAGCUCCACUGUGAAUGUUCAGCGGUCUUAUCAGAUCCCCGAAACCCCAGAAAUAUAUGAGGAUGAUCCCAUGAUACAGCUCGAUGUUUGUCCUGGCAACCCGCAACCCGAUAUUCCGGAAGAGCAGGCUACGAGAGUAAGCGAAGCACCCUCCGAUGUGUCUCGGAGGAUAGGUGAUGCCAGUCUAUAUCUCCUCUAUGCAAAGGAAAUGGGCCUAGCCUCCGUGAUCAUGGUCAUUUCGACAUCGAUUGGGUUUUGUUUCUUCAGCAGGUUCCCCAAUAUCUGGCUUAAGUGGUGGUCCGAGGCGGAAAGUCGGGAGCCUAGCAAGCGCAAUGUCCGUUAUAUAGUUGGCUACGCAGCCUUUGGGGUCUCCGCCACAGUCUGCUUCCUUUUACUGUACUGGAUCUUUCUGGUUGAAUCCAUACCUCGCACUUCUAUUCGUUUACACAGAAGACUGCUGAAAGCUGUCACAGCAGCCCCUCUCUCGUCUCUCAUUUUAGUUGAUACCGGAUUCAUAUUAAAUCGCUUCAGCCAGGAUAUGUCUUUACUCGACAUGAGGCUCCCGGGUGCGAUGAUACAGACUCUAGACGGUCUUCUUGAUGCAAUCGCUGAAGGUGUCCUAAUCGCGCAAUCGUCCCCGUGGACAGCAUUGACUUUCUUCCCUCUUUUGGCCAUUCUUUACGCUAUACAAAAGUUCUACUUGCGUACAUCGCGGCAGAUUCGACACUUGGACCUUGAGGCAAAAUCACCCCUUUUCACCAGUAUCAUCGAAACAUGCGACGGUAUUACUACGAUCCGGGCAUUUGCCUGGCAAGAAACUUUCCGUCAGCUCAACAUGUCCCUGAUCGACGAAUCACAGAAACCAUUCUAUCUCAUGUACUCAAUCCAGUGCUGGUUAACCCUUGUUCUCAACUUACUGGUGAUGGGAAUUCUUGUUGUUCUGGUUGCUUUGGCCGUUGAACUGCGCAACACAUCUGGCGGCGCUCUUGGUGUUGCGCUCAACAAUGUUUCCGCCAUUAGCGCGACUUUGGCAUACGUUAUUCAAGCCUGGACCUCGCUCGAAACAUCAAUAGGGGCUUUGGCAAGACUGAAAAGCUUUCAAUCUGAAACACCGUCCGAGCAUCUUCCAAACGAAUGCCAUGAUCCCGGAAGUACGUGGCCAUCGACAGGCAUGAUCCAAUUCAUUGAUGUCACAACACAAUACCGAGCCGACUUAAAGCCUGUGUUACACGAUAUCAACAUCAAAAUACCCUCGGGGGCCAAAGUAGGCAUAUGCGGGCGUUCAGGAAGCGGGAAAAGCUCCCUAAUAAUGAGUUUGCUGCGGCUAAACGAAAUCACAAAAGGAAACAUUUUCAUCGACGACGUUGACAUCACCCAGAUCCCUCGAGAGACCAUCCGACGCCAGUUGGCCGUAUUACCACAGGACCCAUUGAUCUUGUCAGGGUCAAUACGCUUGAACCUUGAUCCGUUGCAAAAGCAUACCGACGAGGCCAUUACUUCUGCUCUUUCUCGGGUGGGAAUGCUAAAAUCAUUGUUAUCCAAAGGAUUUGACCUAGACAGCCUCGUUAGGAAAGACACAUUUUCUUCCGGUCAGCAGCAACUCAUUUCCAUUGCGCGGACAUUGUUGAACCCAUCUCCUAUCUUGCUGCUCGAUGAAGCGACGUCAAUGAUGGAUAUGCAGACAGAAGCGACUAUCAUGAACUUGGUCCGGGAGCAGUUCGGAAAUCGUACUGUGGUUGCAGUGGCCCAUCGACUUCAUACGAUAGUUGACUUUGAUCUCGUGUUUGUCAUGUAUCAGGGGACUAUUGUUGAGUCUGGGACGCCGGCUGAGCUACUUCAGAAUAGAGAGGGGUGGUUUACAAACUUAUGGAUGAAGCAAGUUCAGGAUGGUGCUCAGCAUGUCGAUGAGCCUGCAUAG
This is a messenger RNA of Aspergillus oryzae RIB40, 4389 nucleotides long. RefSeq lists its product as uncharacterized. The record is from RefSeq and is a predicted model, not a curated record. Gene Ontology annotation, cellular component: membrane. Gene Ontology annotation, biological process: transmembrane transport. Gene Ontology annotation, molecular function: ATP hydrolysis activity; ATP binding; ABC-type transporter activity. The transcript is spliced from 6 exons. The coding region runs from base 1 to 4389 and encodes 1462 amino acids. Lineage: Eukaryota; Fungi; Ascomycota; Eurotiomycetes; Eurotiales; Aspergillaceae.